This is a messenger RNA of Paraphaeosphaeria sporulosa, 2313 nucleotides long. RefSeq lists its product as uncharacterized. NCBI's taxonomy places the organism in Eukaryota, Fungi, Ascomycota, Dothideomycetes, Pleosporales, Didymosphaeriaceae. Bases 33 to 2213 code for a protein of 726 amino acids. The transcript has a single exon. The record is from RefSeq and is a predicted model, not a curated record.
UCCUGGGGGAACGCUACAAAGGCCAAGAGGUUAUGAAACCGCACCCACACGACAGCCCAUCUUCCUCGCAAGAAAAGUUGAUCCACCCGUCGCCGUCUACUCCCCUCCUCGAAGAGACGAUCCUCCUCCCCGACAAGCGCCAGCAUUUGCCAGGAAGGACGACUACUACCCCAGACUCCCACCUCCACUUCCCGAACGACGAGACUCCUACUCUAGACCACGAGCAGCGCCUGUUCGACGAGAUGUCUACUCUCAGCCUCCACCUGCUCCAGCCAGAAGAGAUGAUUAUCCAAGAGCCCCUCCAGCUCCCGCUCGAAGAGAUUUCUACCCGCAACCCCCUCCAGUCCCAGCUCGACAUGAUGGCUACCAACCCCGUCCUACAGCCCCCGCUGGACGAGACAACUAUUCCAGACCUCCAGCAGCCUGGUAUGAGCCCUCUCCAGCUCACAGGCAGCCUCGUCCCCUGCAGCAUUACCCCCCUCGCAACGAAGUUAGUGCGCGACCCCUUCGUAGCCAAGCGCCGGAACCCGUUCGCUAUCAACCUCAAGCGCAACAAAACCUUCGUAACCAAGAGAAGGCCUUUUCUAAGCAUGAAGCGCCUGCACCUGUUCGUCGGGCGCCGACUGACAAACAACCCACUCGCGCGCCGGCAGUUUCGCAAGCGACAGCUAAGUCAGGACCUGUCCGCCGCGACCCCCAAGACGGCUCGCAAAGGGACGACCCGCCGCAACGUGGUCGCACAAGGAGCAGAACUUCAAGGAUGUGGGAUCAGGAAGUUCCUUCAACGCAAAGGGCGCAAAGAAAAGGUGCAGAAGAGCGACGUAGGAGCUCAGCCGAGCGGGGUACUCAAGCGCCGCAAGCAGAAGAGAGCUCGCAAGAAGAUUUUGGAUCUGCCGCCUCCGAGUUUGGUGCCAGAAAUGACGACGGUGAUCUUGGACGCAACCACAUCACAGACGGGACCAGUGAAGAGAGUAGUAGACCCUCCUUCGAUAGAGCUCAUACAGAGCGAGCUGUCCGCGUCAGAACCGCUAUCCCCCGCGCGAGCACCUUCUCAGCCCUCGAUGCAGCAAGAAGAAUAUCUGCAGCAGGUCUUGCCUUCAGGCCCAACCCCGAUAGCACGUUCCUCAAGCCGCUCUCCCCAAUUGAGGCAGCAAGAACAAUCUCAGCGGCGGGACACCGCAUCAAACGACACCAAAGUCCAAAUGCAGAGGACUCGCGAUCGCGCUCCGCAACGCCGCGAGCGGGAACCUCUCGGUUGGGCACAUUACGGCCGGAGUCAGAAAGGGGCUCAGUCACGCCUACAGCGGGGAAGCUCCCUCGAGAGGCAAGUGAUGGAAAUUCGUCUCGAGAAACAUCCACGCUCGGAGAGGAGGAGGGCAGAGCGCAGAGAAAUUCCGGUAGACGUCCAUCAACAGCGCACGGCAUACGAUCUCCAGGAGCUACAUGGGAUCCGCAAAACGGGGGUUCAAGAAGGGCAAGCGGUGCAACUCGACCUGAUGACUUCCCAAGAUUCCUCGGUGGUACAACCUUCGUUGCGUCAGGACCGGGCAGCUCACUCAGUGAGGCUUCGUCGGCGACGAUCACCCCCGAAUUACUCUCGCGGAACCGAGGUCUCGAGCAGGCCCUUCAGAGAAUCCGAACAAUACCAGAGGCAGCAACGGAAGCCUCACGAUCGUUUGACUCGCGUGAGGGGUCGGGAGACGCUGGGUCGAGAUUGGGACGUGAACAAUUCCAAUUACCAGUCUCAGCGCCAGCGCCAGCGCCAGCGCCAGCGCCAGCGCCAGUACAGCAGUAUCGAGGACCAAGAAUCCUCUCGGGAGAGGGCUCCAGACCAGAGGUACCGCGAAGUCGCCCAGUCACAAACUUCGAGUUACCCGUACCAGGAGCAGCAGCAGCGGAUGAUCCACGACUACAGUCCGCAACGCAGCAGCGUGCUGACCCCAAGCGAAGAGAUUCCUUCCUCGCAACGAGCCCGCCCCCAGAGACUUUAUCCACGACAGGACAGAAGGGCUUUUGGGGACGAAGAGACAAGUUGGAGCCGCCAAAACGGGAUGGGAAGGAUGCAGGAAGGGAGGAAGAGGAACGAGGAGGAGAUGCUCAAGAGGGGACAACUGGUGGAACUCGACAGACAGGGCAGGAUGGUGGAGGCCAGCAGAAGGGACUUCGAGAGAAGAAGAGGCUUGGAGCAAAGGUUGUGGAGGGCCAAGGAGUGAACUUGGGACUUGGGAAAAAGUUGUUUGGGAAAUGGGCAUGAUUGUGUGAAGGAAUACGUUACCGUUGAUCCUGUUCAGUUUUGCACUGUAGUAAAUUGAC